AUGGAGGAUGAGGUCAUCACCAACAACGCGCUGGCCUGGCUGGUGUGCUCGGGCGUGUCCAUCCUGGCCAACGCCUGGGGCAUCCUCAGCGUCAGCGCCAAGCAGAAGAAAUGGAAGCCGCUGGAGUUCCUCAUCUGCACGCUGGCCGGCACGCACAUCCUGAACAUGGGCAUCCCCAUCACCAUGUACGCGGUCAUUCAGCUGCGCCGGCAGCACUCCGCCUACGAGUGGAACGAGGGCCUCUGCAAGGUGUUCGUCUCCACCUUCUACACGCUGACGCUGGUCACCUGCUUCUCCGUCACCUCGCUCUCCUACCACCGCAUGUGGAUGGUGCGCUGGCCCGUCAACUACAGGUUGAGCAACACCAAGAAGCAGGCGGUGCACACGGUGAUGGGGAUCUGGAUGGUUUCCUUCAUCCUGUCCACGCUGCCGGCGGUGGGCUGGCACGACACCAACGAGCGCUUCUACACGCACGACUGCCGCUUCGUGGUGAAGGAGAUCGGGCUGGGCUUCGGCGUGUGCUUCCUGCUGCUGAUCAGCGGCAGCGUGGCCAUGGGCGUCAUCUGCAUCGGCAUCGCCCUCUUCCAGACCUUCUCCCUCCACACCGGCCACAACAUGGACAAGAACAAGUUCAACGUGCCCACCAUCGUGGUGGAGGACGCGCAGGGGAAGCGGCGCUCCUCCAUCGACGGCUCUGAGCCCGUCAAGACCUCGCUGCAGAUCACCUACCUGAUCAGCGGCAUCGUCUUCAUCUACGACUUCCUCACCGGAUUCCCCAUUCUGGUGGUGAGCUUUGCCAGUCUGAAGUACGAGAGCUCGUCGGGCUGGAUGGUGCUGUGUGUGCUGUGGUGCUCCAUCGCCCAGUCCAUCCUGCUGCCGCUCUUCCUGUGGGCCUGCGACCGCUACCGCGCCGACGUCAAGAUGGUGUGGGAGAAGUGCGUGGCCAUCAUGUCCAAUGACGACGUGGAUGAAGAAAACAGCCAGGAUGGCGGAAUUCAUCCGGACUUAAUAUAUGACAGACCAUAUGACUAUAGCAACGCUGGCGAUAUCAUGACGGUAGACCGUAUUGCCAAGUACGAAUUCUCAACCUUAGAAAGGGGGGUCCCCCAAGGUUAUCCAUUGAGGGAACUACAGGAAGAUAAAAUGCAGUAUUUGCAGGUGCCCCCUACAAGAAGAUACUCCCACGACGAAACAGACAUGUGGAGCACCGGUCAGAUCCCUUCCUACCUGCAUCGCUGGGGCUCCACGGAGGACAUCAUUGGGAUCUCUCACUACAGCUCUCCCCGGCAGGAGAGGAGGAGAGGCAGCUUGGUCUCCUACCACGAGGAGGGUGCACCCUACCGCAAGAGGAGGAAGUCGGAGGACAGCGUGCACUCCCUCCGUCAGCUUCCGCGGGGGGCGCAUCACGAGGAGGACUUUAAGUGCUUUAGCCGCGACGAGGUGAUCAACUUCAUCGACGAGACGCCGCUGCCCAGCCCCAUGCGGAGCCCGCGGCGCGCGUCGGCCGUCUCGCUGAUCCCCGACGUCUACGAGCAGCGCCUCGUCCUGUUCCCGCACUUCCCGCUCACCGACUUCGAGCGCGAGCCGCAGGCGCUCCGCCGCUGCCCCGAGGCCCCGCCCGCCCCGCCCGCCCCGCGCAAGGGCCGCGCGCCGGCGGAGCCGCCCGAGAACUGCCCCCGGCCGGGCAGCCGGGGGCCCCCGGCCGGGGAGGGCGGCUCCGGGACCUGCCCCGCGGGGCCGCGCGCGGCCGAACUGGCGCCCCCCGCCAGGGAGCACGCCGCCCACCGCUACAGGACAGGCCCGGGGGAGGGCGGCAGCUGGGCCGACCAAAAGAACCUGACUAAAGUGGAGAGCAAGGGAAGCACAAAUAGUUUUUUAAGCUCACCUUCGGCCUCCUCCGGAUAUAUCACCUUUCACUCAGAUUCUAUAGGCUCCGCCACCUAGAGGAGACCCGGAGCCUUCAUCCAUACGGCCAUUAUUAUUAUGAUUAUGAUUAUUAUUAUUAUUAUUGAAUCUGUGUGGAAUGUUCAUUAUUUUUUUAUGGGAACAAAAUAUCAUUUGAGACAAAAAUCCAUAUCUGGGGAGCGGUGCGGGCUGGGUGCAGACAUUUAUCAUUUGUUACAGACCUGUAUCACUGUCGUAGUUUCUCCCGUUCAUCUGGGACUGACGCUGGUAUUGUGGCUCUUUACAGGCUUCAUGUCGGCCCUCGUAUUUAAAAAUCGGCGUGGUGACGGUGGAGUGGGUCUGCUGUGCAGGGAAUAAAUGUUAACUGUACAUAGAGGAACGUUUCAAUGCUACACGAUAGCUUUUCUGAACAACUCCAACACAAGCUUUUUAUUUUAGUUCCCACUAAAAUAUUCCACUGCUUGGCUUAAUUGCUUUGUUUUCUCUUUAGUUAUCUUGUUGGUGGUUCUCUCUGUGUUAUUUUCUUGAAAAUUAAAAUUGUGAACAAGGUGGUCGGGAGGAACGCAGGUAUUUCAUUGCCUUUCCGCACAUGUUUCCACGUGUUUUAGAGACGACACCUUGUUUCCUACGUUUCUGUUUACGUUUGGAUUACUGAUUUGUCAGAUUCAACUUGAUGCUUCUCUUUAAGUCUUAUAAAUUAAUAUUUCAAAUAUGAGGAACAAGAAACACUGGAGAAUAAGGAGCCUACUUUUCAUCUGUUUAUUCCUAGAAAUUAACUGCCUUUUUAGCCAAGUGCUUAUAAGCACAUUUGUAUCGGAAUUUGUGUUAGCAAGCAAUGCAACAAAUAUGUUUCAUUAAUUCCUGGUCUAUGUUUCUGCCUCAACUUUCCUCCACUUUUAUUUACAUUCUCACCUUACUUUCACGCUGUAUCACACUGUUAAUCAGUGAUACUGAAUUCAGCACACGAAUAUAAAUGAAUGAUUAAAAAGUUGCAUUCUGAGUUACCUUCCAUCUGAUCCCUGUGAGGAUAUUCUUUCUCAUGUCUCUGGAAGAGCAUUCAUGUUCACGAGCCCAAAAAACAAACAGGUUAAAAAAGAAACUAUCUGGAAUGUUGUCUAAAUAUCCGCAGAGUUGCUCUUUCAGAUUUGUACAUAACAAUGACAGAUAAUAUUGGAUGUAUGAUAUGCUUGUGCUUUCUUUAUGGCGAAUGAUGAUUUACAUCAAGUCUCAAAAUAAUGUUUACCAUUCAUCAUAUCUCUGCAGAUGCACACGUAUGCAUGCAUGCGCACACUUUCACACACGUACGUACACUCAGUCAGCACUGCACUUUGUCCUCACGCCAGGCAAGGUGCACUUCCGUUUGUUUCUUACACGGUUUAUCCGAUAGAAGUCAAAUCACAAUCCUAGCUAGCAUAAUGUGUGCAACAGAUGACAACAGGAACACCUGCCACCAUUUUAAAACAAUGCUCCAAGAAAACAGAAUUGCAAAAAUGGAGGAUGGACUCAUGAAUUUCACUCAUGGGGAUUUUGUGGUUUCAAAAAUAGCCUAUGAGUGCAGGAGGCAGAAGUCACAUAUAAAGGAAUAGUAACAUUCCUCCCUACAGAAUUUUGUUCCGUGAAAAUACCUUCAGCCUAGAAUUCCUAGUGCUUAGUGUGGUUCUACACUUGAAUUCUAACCAACGUUUAAUUAUAUGUGUAUGAUUUCUGAAAAAUAAUUCUGUCUAUUGACUAUGACUAUUUGUGGACAGAGAAAUGAAUAAACGUUUGAAGUUUAUUGAAGUGGGAAGCAAAUGACUGGACUUGAGGUGUAAUCUUUUUGAUAGCCUUGCAUUGUGUAAGCAUUCCUUCCUUGGUCCCAUCUCUGCUAAAAACAACAUUUAGCAAAAUUACACUCAUUAGCUCAUUCUGUUGAAAAAGCUGUUCUGGAGUAAAGUUUAAUAGAAGAGAGAAUGUCUUGACGAUUGAUGAAUAUGAAUGAAAUGUACGUACAUGGUUUAUUAAUGCAUUGAUAAAAACACGUUAUACUCACAAAGACUAAGCUCAUCAGGCUGUUAUUGCUGUUGUUUGACACCCCAGAUUUGAAAUGCAAGUGAUUAACCUUUUUCUAUGUGGACAUUAAAACACACACAUAUUUACAAACUGAUUUUUUUUUGUUUUGUUUUGUUUUAUUUUUUUUUUAGUUUGUUUUACAGUAGUUCUCAGAAUAUACAUUUAUAACAUUCUUUUUAGAGCUACUAAUAACUGUCAAAUUAAUGGACAUUGUUUGGUGUCUAUGUUGUUCAAAUGAUGAUUUUGUUUCAAAAGGACUAAGAAGCUAUUCAGAAUAUAAAUAAAAAUGGAUGAAACCCAUGCCAUUUGUUUAAAAUUGUUCUAUGUGUAUUUUGCAUUUGUAAAAAAUGAAUAAAAAGUGAUUAUUCCUUGUUGAUGUUUUGCAGAAGUGCGGAAUGAAUUGGACACUGAUAUUGUUUAAGGGGUACAUUCACCGCUCAGUUUUAUUGAUGUUUUCCACUUUUUUGAAAUAAUUUAAGGCUAUAAUCUGUAAGGAGCAGAAAGAAAUAAAGCAAAUAUUUCAAGACAAAUUCA
This is a messenger RNA of Conger conger (European conger), 4488 nucleotides long. Its product is annotated as probable G-protein coupled receptor 153. Gene Ontology annotation, cellular component: membrane. Lineage: Eukaryota; Metazoa; Chordata; Actinopteri; Anguilliformes; Congridae. Gene Ontology annotation, biological process: G protein-coupled receptor signaling pathway. Gene Ontology annotation, molecular function: G protein-coupled receptor activity. The transcript has 5 exons. The coding region runs from base 1 to 1944 and encodes 647 amino acids. The record is from RefSeq and is a predicted model, not a curated record.